Brugia malayi is the source of this 270-nucleotide messenger RNA. RefSeq lists its product as uncharacterized. The record is from RefSeq and is a predicted model, not a curated record. NCBI's taxonomy places the organism in Eukaryota, Metazoa, Nematoda, Chromadorea, Rhabditida, Onchocercidae. The coding region runs from base 1 to 270 and encodes 89 amino acids. The transcript is spliced from 2 exons.
AUGGGUCAGUUUUUCGGGAAAAUGAAGGAAGAAAAGAAGGAAUUUCUCCAAGAUGAUGUAUUUAGUACUCCAACUAAACCAAGGAAGAUUGUUCGACGUGUUGAAAUGGAUCCAAGAUCACCGACUACAACAAUACCACGAACGCCCAUUGAGGUUGAAAGUACGCCGAAAUCGAGUGACUCAUCAGUAACUCCACCCAAAAACAAAAAGAAACGGCAAAAAUUGCAUGAAAAACUUUUACGUCGAAGUAAUGUCUCAUCUAACACUUAA